Messenger RNA from Biomphalaria glabrata, 1032 nucleotides. RefSeq lists its product as uncharacterized. The transcript is spliced from 3 exons. The coding region runs from base 1 to 1032 and encodes 343 amino acids. Lineage: Eukaryota; Metazoa; Mollusca; Gastropoda; Planorbidae. The record is from RefSeq and is a predicted model, not a curated record.
AUGGCUAUUGCCGAGGAUGUUAUUGAAAAGCAAAAAGUACUACCAGAAUUGCGGUUUUUCAUACAAGAUUUUCAUACGCUUCUGUCCGUAGCACGAAAUAAUUUCAAUAUAGAGAAAGCAAAGUCCCUAGUCAAAGAGAAAGUCAAACAGAAUAUCAAAGAUAAAGUCAAGGAGAAAGUCAAGGAAAAAGUAAAAGAGAAAGUCAAAGAGAAAGUCAAACAGAACAUCAAAGAGAAAGUCAAAGAGAAAGUCAAGAAGAAAGUGAAGAAGAAAGUCAAACAGAAUAUCAAAGAGAAAGUCAAGGAGAAAGUCAAGGAGAAAGUCAAAGAGAAAGUCAAAGAGAAAGUCAAGGAGAAAGUCAAGGAGAAAGUCAAAGAUAAAGUCAAGGAGAAAGAGAAAGUCAAAGAGAAUAUCAAAGAGAAAGUCAAAGAUAAAGUCAAGGAGAAAGUCAAAGAGAAAGUCAAGGAGAAAGUCAAAGAUAAAGUCAAGGAGAAAGUAAGGGAGAAAGUCAAACAGAAUAUCAAAGAGAAAGUCAAGGAGAAAGUCAAGGAGAAAGUAAAAGAGAAAGUCAAACAGAAAGUCAAACAGAACAUCAAAGAGAAAGUCAAAGAGAAAGUCAAGAAGAAAGUGAAGAAGAAAGUCAAACAGAAUAUCAAAGAGAAAGUCAAGGAGAAAGUCAAGGAGAAAGUAAAAGAGAAAGUCAAAGAGAAAGUAAAGGAGAAAGUCAAGGAGAAAGUAAAAGAGAAAGUCAAGGAGAAAGUCAAGGAGAAAGUCAAAGAGAAUAUCAAAGAGAAAGUCAAAGAGAAAGUCAAGGAGAAAGUCAAGGAGAAAGUCAAAGAGAAAGUCAAAGAGAAAGUCAAGGAGAAAGUCAAGGAGAAAGUCAAACAAAAUAUAAAAUAUAAAGUCAAGGAGAAAGUCAAAGAGAAAGUCAAGGAGAAAGUCAAAGAUAAAGUCAAGGAGAAAGUCAAGGAGAAAGUCAAAGAUAAAGUCAAGGAGAAAGUCAAACAGAAUAUCAAAUAUAAAGUCAAGUAG